GGCGGCAGAGGCGGGGGCGCAAGCAGGAAGUGUGAGUAGAGCGGCCCGGGGCGCGCUGGCGGGCGGGCUGCGGCCGCCACUUCGCGGAGAAGCAGCCGCCGCCUCCGGUGCCUGCGGAGAUGGAGGGGCCGGCGCUGGGCUCGCAGUGCAGGAAUCUCAGCCACGGCCCCCACCCUCCAGGAUGUGGUCGACACGGCGUCUGUGCACAUGAAAACAAAGAACUUGCCAAGGCAAGAGAAGUGCUUCCUCUUAUAGAGGACUCUAGUAACUGUGACAUCGUCAAAGCUACUCAAUACGGGAUUUUCGAACGAUGUAAAGAGUUGGUAGAAGCAGGAUAUGAUGUCAGGCAACCAGAUAAAGAAAAUGUGUCACUUCUUCACUGGGCUGCUAUUAACAACAGGCUGGACCUUGUAAAGUUUUAUAUUUCAAAAGGUGCUGUCGUAGAUCAACUGGGUGGAGAUUUAAAUUCAACUCCUCUUCACUGGGCCAUCAGGCAAGGACAUUUACCUAUGGUCAUAUUGUUACUCCAGCAUGGUGCAGACCCCACUCUCAUUGACGGAGAGGGAUUCAGCAGCAUCCACCUGGCCGUGUUAUUUCAGCACAUGCCUAUUAUAGCGUAUCUCAUCUCCAAGGGACAGAGUGUGAAUAUGACAGAUGUCAACGGACAGACACCUCUCAUGUUAUCAGCUUACAAAGUAAUUGGGCCAGAACCAACUGGAUUUCUUUUAAAGUUUAAUCCUUCCCUCAAUGUGGUUGAUAAAAUACACCAAAAUACUCCACUUCACUGGGCAGUUGUGGCAGGAAAUGUCAAUGCAGUUGAUAAACUUUUGGAAGCUGGCUCCAGCCUGGAUAUCCGAAAUGGAAAGGGAGAAACACCUCUUGAUCUAGCUCUACAAAACAAAAAUCAGCUCAUUGUUCACAUGCUAAGAACAGAAGCCAAAAUGAGAACCAACCAAAAGUUCAUACUUUGGAGGUGGCUACAGAAAUGCGAGCUCUUCCUGCUGCUGAUACUGUGUGUGAUCACCAUGUGGGCGGUCGGAUAUAUCCUGGACUUUGAUUCAGAUUCUUGGCUUCUGAAAGGAUGUCUUCUAAUGACAUUGUUUUUCCUGACAUCUUUGUUUCCAAGGUUCUUGGUCGGGUAUAAGAACCUUGCGUACUUACCAACAGCCUUUUUGCUAAGUUCUAUUUUUUGGAUAUUUAUGACUUGGUUCAUCUUACUCUUUCCUGAUAGAACAGGAAGCCCUUUCUAUUUUGCCUUCGUCCUGAGUGUUAUAGCCUUUCUCUACUUUUUCUACAAGACUUGGGCAACUGAUCCUGGCUUCACUAAGGCUUCCGAAGAAGAAAGAAAAGUGAAUAUCAUCACCCUUGCAGAAACCGGCUGCCUGGACUUCAGAACAUUUUGCACAUCAUGCCUCAUAAGGAAGCCGUUAAGGUCGCUGCAUUGCCAUGUGUGCAACUCCUGUGUGGCUCGGUAUGAUCAGCACUGCCUGUGGACUGGACGGUGCAUAGGUUUUGGCAACCAUCACUAUUAUAUUUUCUUCUUGUUUUUCCUCUCCAUGGUGUGCGACUGGAUUAUAUAUGGAUCUUUUGUCUAUUGGUCAAACCAUUGUGCUACAACAUUCAGAGAAGAUGGACUGUGGGCCUACCUCAAUCAGAUCGUGUCCUGUUCUCCUUGGGUUUUAUAUAUCUUCGUGCUAGCAGCUUUCCAUUUUUCAUGGUCAACAUUUUUAUUAUUAAACCAACUCUUUCAGAUUGCUUUUCUGGGCCUGACCUCCCAUGAGAGAAUCAGCCUGGUGAAGCAGAGCAGGCAUAUGAAGCAGACAUUGUCCCUCAGGAAGACGCCAUACAACCUUGGAUUCACACAGAACCUGGCAGAUUUCUUUCGGUGUGGCUGCUUUGGCUUGGUGAAGCCCUGCGUGGUAGAUUGGACAUCCCAGUACACCGUGGUCUUCCAUCCAGCCAAAGAGAAAGUUCUUCGCUCAGUAUGAAGAAAAGCAACAGGAACUCCUCAUUCUGAUUUGUUUUUGUGUAUGUUGCAGUCCUGCAGUCUGAAAGCAAAGUGAGGAUUUAGAGUUCACCUAAUCCCAAAGGAAAUCACAGGUGGUUUUUAAAGCCGUUUGGUAAAAACUACCUUCUCAAUAAAGGCAUUACACUUUUUCAGGUUUGGAGAGAUGGACUGUUCCUGGACAAUCUUGGCAGACAUCUGAAAAACAAAAAACAAACUUUAAUAUUUUUUACAAGAAAAUGCAAAAUACUUUUUUUUUUGGAGUAAUAUCACUAAUGAUGGAUAAAAUAUGGAGUAUUUUUAGAUCCUAUAUUGGCUGUUUUGCAAUAGUACUUUUUUGAUAAGUUAUUUCAAUUUGUUGUAUCUAUAAAUAUGUAAUAUAUAUAUAUAUAUUUAAACAGAUGUACCUGUUUUGCUUUCACAAUUAAUAAAAAAAGUUUUUUGUA
This is a messenger RNA of Tupaia belangeri chinensis (Chinese tree shrew), 2451 nucleotides long. It is a transcript of the gene ZDHHC13, whose product is annotated as zDHHC palmitoyltransferase 13. The record is from RefSeq and is a predicted model, not a curated record. Gene Ontology annotation, molecular function: protein binding; palmitoyltransferase activity. The coding region runs from base 120 to 1988 and encodes 622 amino acids. NCBI's taxonomy places the organism in Eukaryota, Metazoa, Chordata, Mammalia, Scandentia, Tupaiidae. The transcript has 17 exons.